UCACCGCCAUGCCCGGCCCCGCCGCGUCCAUCGCCGUCAUCCUCCUGCUGCAGCUCCGGAUCCGGGAGAGCGCGGAAGACGUCACCGUCGUCUGCCACGACCUGCGUGACGUGGAGGUCACGUGGGACCCGGCCAAGCAUGCGGGGGCGAAUCUGAGCCUGGCAUGGCGCUACAUCCCAGAGCCCCUGCGGCCCUGCCCCCGGUACUUCCUGUCCGACGGCCUCACUUCCGGCUGCAUCCUCCCAGUGCGCAGCAGAAGCCCCCUGGAGAUUGACGUGCGUCGGGGGGCGGAACCUGUGUUCCACCGGAAGGGGCUGGCCUCGGCCUUCCUGAAGCCCCGCCCUCCCGACAAACUCACUCUCCAUUGGCUGGAGGAUGCCAUCCGUGUCACAUGUCCUGCUCUCCCCCACGUCGGCCUCGAUUACGUCAUCCAGCACCGCGGGAUGGGUGACAUUGACUGGGUGGCUUCCGCCCCAGCGCCCUCCUGUGACGUCACCGUGGGCGGAGUCGACCGCAGUGCCUGCCUCGCCUUCAGGGUCCGGGCGUUCCCGCGGGAAUCGUUCUAUGGCGGCGAAGUGCAGCCUAGCGAUUGGAGCCCCGUGACACAAUGGAGGGCUGGUGAAGCUAUGGGUGCAGGGAAUGGCUCCUGCCAGGCUCCGCCCUAUUCCGGGUUCCCAAAGCUCCAGGUCGCCUGUGGCCUCGUGACCCUGCUGACAUCACUGCUGCUGCUGCUGGCACUGUGGAGGGUCAAGCGCGGCCUCCUACCCUGGGUCCCCGACCCCAGGGGUGGCUUCCAAGGACUGUUUGAGCGACAUGGUGGGAACUUCCAGGCCUGGAUUGCGCAGGACGUGUCUCCGCCCCCGAAGGCCGAAGCCGUUGACCCCACUGACCCUGCUGAGGUGGCCCUGGUCCUGGAGCAUCAUGGGAAGAGCGCGGCACCCGACCCAGGCUUGGGGUCUCCCGGGCUCCCAUGCCAGGCCCCGAGGGACAGGGACGUGGUGAGGGUGGGCGGGGCCACCUUCCUGAUGGAUGAAGGCUCUUACAUGACCCUGUGACCCCAUCGUGUCCCUGCUGUGACCCCGGCGGCCAUGAGGAAAGGAGCUCACAGUGCAUGCUGGGAAGAGGGAAAAUUUCUGGGUCUGUGCAUUUCUAGUAAAACGUUACAUGUGAGUCU
Microtus ochrogaster (prairie vole) is the source of this 1174-nucleotide messenger RNA. Its product is annotated as cytokine receptor-like factor 2. Gene Ontology annotation, biological process: cytokine-mediated signaling pathway. NCBI's taxonomy places the organism in Eukaryota, Metazoa, Chordata, Mammalia, Rodentia, Cricetidae. The transcript is spliced from 8 exons. Gene Ontology annotation, molecular function: protein binding; cytokine receptor activity. Gene Ontology annotation, cellular component: external side of plasma membrane. Bases 9 to 1055 code for a protein of 348 amino acids. The record is from RefSeq and is a predicted model, not a curated record.